AAAAAUGACAUCUCGAUUGCGGUGGAGCAGGGAGCAACUGGGACGCUGAGAGAAGAAAGAAAGAAGUCCGACCCAGAGCUGCUCGUGAGGCUCGAAGACGCAGCGGAAAGGCGCAGAGAAUUACGCACGGUCUCCGGUUUGGAUGCCUCUGCUUCAGCGCGGACUUUCAUCGCAUCUUUGGAAAUGUAGUUGCAUUCUUGGGGAAAUCUCAAGAAGGCAUUUGUUGUUACAGUUCUAGUUGAUGAGAGAGCCGCUGAGGCUACGUUUCCUGUUUGCCAGCGCGCUGCAGCUGGGCUGAAGAAGCCCCGCAGCGCUCACUGAACACCGGGUCCUCCUUCCCCGCUUCAAACCACAGCCGGUCCGCUGCCAGUCCGCUGCCACAAACUCGGUGGAGAAAAAAGAAGAAAUGUGCGACCUGAUGCCAGCCUCCCAGCCCGCGGAGAAAAUCGGCAAAAUGAAAAAGUUGAGGAGAACUUUGUCCGAGAGUUUCAGGAGUAUCGCUUUCAAGAAAGAGGACAGCGGCUUUGAUGAGAUAUGUGUCACAAAGAUGUCCACACGCAGCUGCCAGGGAACAGACUCGGUCAUCAAGCCCCUGGACACCAUCCCUGAAGACAAGAAGGUGAGAGUGCAGCGCACGCAGAGCGGCUUCGACCCGUUUGAGAAGCCCGCCAGCCAGGUGAAGAGGGUCCACUCUGAGAACAAUGCCUGCAUCAACGCCAAGAGCUCGUCCACCGGCAAGGAGUCGCCCAAACUGCGUCGGCACUCCAGCCCUAGUUCUCCCACAAGCCCCAAGUUUGGAAAGGCAGAUUCCUACGAAAAGCUGGAGAAACUGGGAGAGGGUUCAUAUGCUACAGUUUACAAAGGAAAGAGCAAGGUGAAUGGGAAACUGGUGGCUCUGAAGGUGAUUCGUCUGCAAGAGGAGGAAGGGACGCCCUUUACAGCCAUAAGAGAAGCAUCUCUUCUGAAAGGCCUGAAGCAUGCCAACAUCGUGCUCCUCCAUGACAUCAUCCACACCAAGGAAACCCUGACCCUGGUCUUCGAAUAUGUGCACACAGACCUGUGCCAAUACAUGGACAAACACCCCGGGGGCCUCUAUCCAGACAAUGUGAAGCUGUUCCUGUUCCAGUUACUGAGAGGCCUGUCCUACAUCCACCAGAGGUACAUCCUUCACCGCGACCUGAAACCACAAAACCUGCUCAUCAGCGACACCGGAGAGCUCAAACUCGCUGACUUCGGCCUGGCCAGGGCCAAAUCAGUCCCCAGCCAUACCUACUCCAAUGAGGUGGUGACCCUGUGGUACCGGCCUCCAGAUGUCCUGCUGGGAUCCACAGACUACUCCACCUGCCUGGACAUGUGGGGAGUGGGCUGCAUCUUCAUUGAGAUGAUCCAAGGAGUGGCUGCCUUUCCCGGGAUGAAGGACAUCCAGGAUCAGCUGGAGAGGAUAUUCCUGGUCCUUGGCACCCCAUCUGAGGACACCUGGCCUGGCGUCAACUCUUUGCCUCACUUUAAACCAGGAGAGAGAAAUCCACAAAGAGGCGGUCUUCAAGACCGUUUUACAGUGUACAGCGCGAAGAAGCUCAGACAAGCGUGGAAUAAGUUGGGCUACGUGGACCACGCUGAGGAGUUGGCCUCCAGGUUCCUCCAGUGCUUCCCAAAGAACCGGCUGUCAGCCCAGGCAGCGCUGAACCAUGAGUACUUCAGCAACCUUCCUCCACGGCUCUGGGAGCUGCAGGACAUGUCUUCUAUCUUCACUGUACCAAAUGUCAAGCUGCAGACAGAGAGCGGGGACAGCAUACAGGUGUGUGCACGAAGGAACAGUCAUGGAAAGGCAUCCUCUGGCAGCAAACACUGACCUGAGGCAGCAUCCUGCACAUGAUUGCCUGACAGGUGAUUGUUGGAAGAAAAGAUGAAGACAGAGAUGCUGAGAAGGAGGAUCCAGACGAAUGAAAGAGCCCCAGUUCUCUUUAUUUAUUACCUUCACAAUGUGUGUGUGUGUGUGUGUGUGUGUGUGUGUGUGUGUGUGUGUGUGUGUGUGUGUGUGUGUGUGUGUGUGUGUGUGUGUGUGGCGUGUGCGUGUGUGGCGUGUGCAUGAGAGAGAGAGAGCGAGCAUUGAGUAUAGAUAAGAAUGCAUGUGUGCAUUAUGAACGGUACCUAAGAUUUCAGGCUAUCAUUUGCAAAUUUUGUUUACUUUUUAUAAGGUUCCAAUAACUCAUAUAUCAUUGUCACAGUAUAAACAAAAGGACUUUACUAUUGGUACAUAUUGUGUUUUGUGUUUGUAACUAGCCUCCUAUUUAAGAAUGUAUAUUUGUAUGUAUGAUAUACUCAUCUAGAAACUAUAUAAUGGACAAUUUUAAUAUCGCUUCAUCUCUCAUCACUAUACUGCUCUUGCCAAGACAACACACACACACACACACACACACACACACACACACACCCACACACAUAGGAGACAUGCAUACAAGGAAAAAUACAUAUAUAAAACAAAAACAAUGCAGUCAGUUUAAAGGGGAAAAAAAUGAAUACUAAAGACUUUUCCAUUUAUUUCUAACCAGGUUCAACUUCAGUUUGUGGAACCACAGACAAUUUAUAAUAAUGAUAAUAAUAAUGGAGGGCUUUCAGGUGGUGUAACACAUCCUCUGGGGGCCAUAUUGGAGGUCCUGGGUUCGUUGGUAGCUGAGAACAGUUGGUGUGUUAUUUUAAACUCUGCCAACUCAGCAGUUAAGAUAUGGUUAAUUUGCAUCUACUUUAAAGGUUGGACUUAUUUUGUCAUGCAUAACAUGUACAUGUGGCUGGUUUUGUGGUAACAUAAUGCUUGUCAGCUGACUAACUGUGGUAUUUGUCAGUUGACUGUCACCAUUUUGGUCUCAACAAAUCUGAUUUAAACACUAAAGCGCACAUCUAGUUGGACAUCUAAUUGUUGUAGUAGUUAAUAGAAAUUAGUAGGCGUAUAUUGACAUAUUCAUUUGUCAGAUAUUUCUCUCUUUCCUUGUUUGCCAGCCUGGGUGGGUUAAGGUUGCACACUUGCAUUUUCCACAGCCUUCUUUUCAUAGUUUUGACCAUCAUUCUCAUCAGUUAUCAGAAUAUUUCACUCACAAAUAGCACUGCUGAGAUUUAGGGAAUACAGUGUAAAACUGUAAGUAGAUUUCUUCUACAUUUUGGAUCAACUAAUCCGCUUGCUUUACAUGCAGAUCCACACAAUGCAUUGUUGAGAUUUGGGAGUGAGCACAACAGUCUCUCUAAGAGCAUCUGCAAUACAAUAACCUGCUGUAGCAACAGUUUUUGCAUAGGUUUACAGAAACGUUUACAUGUAUCUUUGCAGAAAAACAAUUCCAGCUUUAGCCAUGCUGCUAUAUGCACCCAGGGGCCAAGUUGGAUACUGCUAUAAAGUAUAUAGGACACACAAACUCCUGCAGCAAGGUAAAUAUUUGUUCUUUGUGUUAUGAGUUUGGUCAUUUUUGUCAAACUUUACCAGUAGAAGAAGAAGAAGUAGUAGUAGUAGUAGUAGUAGUAGUAGUAGUAGUAGUAGUAGUAGUAGUAUAAAGUAGUAUAAAGUGUAUAAGACUGGUCACUGGGCUCAAGGAAAGAGACACUAAUGCACAUGUACAGUGGGUCCCACGAUAUGUAAAAAACUAAAAAGAUAAAACAUGUCGGCCCAUGCGCUGUGCGCCAUCUGGAAGUCUGGUAUCCAGUUAUACAGUCACUGGCUAAUGAUGCUCACAUUUGACCUUGUUUUCACAGUUAGAAAUAUGCUAUAAAUAUUUGUUUGUGAGUAAAAUGUUAUCGUAAGAAUGAUGGCCAAAACUGAAUAUCUAAGAUCCUGGUUGUAGAAAAAUACUGAUAAUAACGAGUGUUGUUUACUUUUUUAAAUGGACCUCCAUGAUGGAACCAGUCCUGCUUGAUUUGAGUUUUGUGUUGCAACUGAAAAGCCUCUCUAACAUAAAUGAUCUCUGCUGGAGAUGUUGACGGUGCACACAUAAGACACCCAGGGACACCAUCAACUAGUGUGUGUAAAAAUAAUACGACGCAAUAUUGUAAUUGACAAUAGCUGUAUGUUUGUGUGUGUGUGUGUGUGUGUGUGUGUGUGUGUGUGUGUGUGUGUGUGUGUGUGUGUGUGUGCAAGUGUGCGUGUGUAUAAAACAUGGGCAAUAGCUAAGCAUCAGUGCUUCCAUCCAUGCACAUGAGCUAAUGUACAAAAGGUAAAACACCAAGGCAAUAGGCUGUGUGGCCUAUUGUUUGAUCCGGCCCACGACAAUCCUCCCUUUCACUUUAUCUGAUACCAUCACAAGACCUGCAAUAUUCUGUCAGAAACAGAUGAUCUGCAUCAAUAACUGUAACUUUGUGUUCAUGUUAAGAUUGAUCUGGAGCUUUUCUUAUCGGACAAAUUAAGCAAGUGUAGGGAUGAGUGCUUUGCAGUGUGUGGUAGUGUGUGUACAACAUGUACUGUAGGUGGUUAUUAACUUUGAUCAGUCCCUUCACCACCAACAUGUGCUCUCAUGCUCUGCAUGAGACUUCCCCUGUAUGUGUGCCCCUCAACAUCCUACAUGUUCUAAAUGUUUUGGAACUUUUUAUGACACCAUGACGAGAUCAGCUGUAUAAUGAAGUGUCAUCUGCAAAGAAUUUUAUACAGUUUUUUUGGUCUUUCUUUUGAUGUUUUGUGUGAAGAUAUCUGAAUAUUACAGCUUAGACGUAUGGUAAUAAUUGUGAAGUACUAUCAAUACAAUGGCUUCCUCUUCGAUCUUGAUCAGUUUGAAAUCGACUGAAACAAUAAUAUUGGCCCUGCACUGUUGAUUAGCUGAGGAGACAAGGCUGCUAAUGUGACGCCAUGGAGAAUUGGAACCUAUGGAUACUUAUGUCACUGCACUGCCUCUUAAACACACUCUCUCUGUCACUCACCCUCACACACACACACACACACACACACACACACACACACACACACACACACACUCAAUCUUUAAUAUAGAUGUCUUGCCUGCUAGGAUAAACUUCCCACACCCAUCUAGUCCUAUCAGCUACAGUACAGUAUAAACCUGCAGCCCCUCCAUGCCCCCCUCCAGCUGGUAUUUGUUUUGCAGUCGGUCACAUUCAAGAAAGGUUUGGAUUUUUUCAUCCUCGCUCUUCUCCAUUCUAGCCAUGGAGUGAUACUGUCAUAGAGUGACUGCAGUGCAAGAAAUGGCUACGAGCCAAAAUUAAUUCUGAAGUUCAACUGUAGCCAAUAAUUUAGCAGUAUGAGUUAGCUGAUUCGAGUUGUUAAUUGCUGUUAAUUGACAGCUAUAUUUCUCAAGAGCUUAAAUGACAAGCACUACUGGACCUGGUUGGGAUUGGAUGUCCAAGUUGUUUUGUUGCUGGAAAUGUAAGCCAACAGUUGUUGUUAAAAACGUCAUAAGUUUAUCAAGGCUCAUUGUUGCAAUGUUGUUUGUGUGUUUUCUGUCUUCUUGUGGUCAAAAACCACCUAAUUACUAUAGGUUGGCUGAUUGGGAGCAACUGGACAGGACAUAAAUGGAGGCUGACUUAUCCAAAUCAAGUGCAGUAUGCAAUUAAAAGUAUGUCUCUGUCCUGACUAAAAAACAGUCACUUGGGUUGCAGAGACAGACUUUUAUAUAAAAAAAAGACUUCCUAGAAUAAAAAACAGACGUCCUUGAAUACCUGCUGGAUUUGGCGAACUACCAUCUCCUUGUUUUUAUGCAUAUAUACAGUCUACACAUUGUGUAGACUCAUUAAUAAACCUGAGUGGAAAGAUUGGAAAUUCAGGAAAAAAAAGCUUAAAUAGUGCAUCUAAGCUGUUAAGCUUGCAUGAGGUGAAAAAAUUGAUGUAUGGACAAAACCAAAAAGUGCAACAGAAACAUACUUAGCCAAUAAAUCAGGAUGUACUGAAGCUUUACUUCCACUGGAAUGAAUGAAUUUAUGAAAUGACACAUUUUCUGUGCCGAUUAUUUGGACAUUUGUGUUACACUUGGAUGGAGACUGCUGAAUAUUAGCUCCAACUGAACUUUGGAAUUAAUUUUGCAAAGAACAAGUACUGUGGUUUUUGUCCCCCAUGUUUUACAAUGUAGUCACUUGACAAGGCAUUGCUUCACAAACAGCAUAGACAGGAGGGAUGAUCACAGCAACCCAUAACUGUUUCAUCAUACAUGCGAUGUACAUGUACACGCUGAGUUGAGAUAGACUUGAAAAUAUCUGAACCUAUCCUUGAGGAAAAGCAAUGAAAGAAGGAUUUGGAGUCUUAUAGCGCUUUGACAUUUUACCAUGACUGUGUUCCAGUCCAGCUUUUUCGACCAUAGACAGUAGUGGCUCUGAGGCAAAAUAAGUAAUUAUGGGCUAGACUCUCCCCAAUAGCGUUUUGAAAAUGCACUUUAAAGAAAAAUCAGUUUGCCCUACAUUCCAGCCUGUAUGGUCACUUUUAUGCACUUGCUUUGCCCUUAAUGUGUAUAUAUAUAUAUACACAUACACACCUUGCUUUUCCUGACGCAAAGCAAACUCGAACCUUCUAACAAAUGUAAAUAUCAUCCCUCAUUUUGAAUCUUUACCACAGAUUGAGGAGAGCUCGCAGAAACGCUGUACUUGAAAUUAUCUCGCGGCUUUUCAGUGUCAUCCCCAGGCUGUGAUUGUGCGGCGGAGAGAAAGGGGAGGAGAGGGGGUGGGUAAUGCCAGUAAAGCGGCGUGACAGAAGAGGGUUAAUACCAUCGAGCUGUGCUGAGAUUGCCCAGCCUCAUGUGGCUUUAAGGGAUUGCAGGCAGCAUUAGUAGCUGAAUAAUUAUUUUUGGGAUGUUUCUCCUUGUGCACACUUUUGGCGUGGCUCACAUCACUUUCGUUUCCCCCUCAACACACUUCUGUGGAGCCUUGGCAGCCUGCAGUCUUGUACAAAAAAACGUAUAUUUUUGAGUCCUGUGUGGGCAGAAUUCCUGAGGGCACUCUGUUCAAACUUGAAUGUUCUUCAUAUAUUUAAAAUAAAGUCCAGAGAAGGAAAGGUGGAAUUGCACAUUUAGCACUGUGACGGGAAACAGGAGAAAUAAUAUCAACAGAAAUGUCAAAGGUGGAAAUGGAUAAGUGAAGUGAAAUGGUGAUGCUUCCACUAUGUUUCUAAACAGGGUUGCAAAUGUCCCCUUAAAGAGAAAUCAUAUGUGAAUAGACAUAUAUGAUGAAUAUAAAUAUAAGGCAUCUAUUUUUGGCAUUCUUUAUCGUGUGGACAGAAGUGGUAUCGGUAGAAAAAAAAACCCAUAUAGGUUGGAUCCAAUGUGCAUCCUCGCUGUGCUGAACAAUGAGUCUGUGUUUGCAACUUUUUUCAACAGCGCUUCUCUUGCGUUUAGUUUUUUCUUUUUCGUAUGCUGCACUGAAAAUACAUCAUUUUCACAAGUGGUUUGGAAAACAGAAGUGUCGUCAGUCACUUCAUCAAGUGAAACAAUAUAGUAUACAGUAGAAUAGCUGUUGCAUUAUUUGUUACAACCUGUAUGUAAUGUUAUUAUGGAAGAUGUAAUGUCCUUCUGUAAAUGUUGUUUAAUGUUGUUUUACCUGAAAUAAAAUUUAUUAAUGCUUCA
Molecule: messenger RNA, 7535 nt
Organism: Dicentrarchus labrax (European seabass)
Lineage: Eukaryota; Metazoa; Chordata; Actinopteri; Moronidae
Gene: cdk14
Product: cyclin-dependent kinase 14
Exons: 16
Coding region: 407-1852 (481 amino acids)
Biological process (GO): protein phosphorylation
Cellular component (GO): cytoplasm; nucleus; cytosol
Molecular function (GO): ATP binding; cyclin-dependent protein serine/threonine kinase activity; cyclin binding
Source: RefSeq, a predicted model, not a curated record